This is a messenger RNA of Ostrinia furnacalis (Asian corn borer), 5674 nucleotides long. It is a transcript of the gene Wdr62, whose product is annotated as WD repeat domain 62. Bases 201 to 4796 code for a protein of 1531 amino acids. Lineage: Eukaryota; Metazoa; Arthropoda; Insecta; Lepidoptera; Crambidae. The record is from RefSeq and is a predicted model, not a curated record. Gene Ontology annotation, biological process: centriole replication. The transcript has 35 exons. Gene Ontology annotation, cellular component: mitotic spindle. Gene Ontology annotation, molecular function: protein binding.
CGAUGGAGCGAGAGGACGAUACGCGUCCGUUCUGAACCAACGUGUGUUUAAGUGAUAAUUUAGUGCCAAGUGAUAAAAAAAUCCGUUCCAAAGUGCUCAAAGUUCCUCGCAAUGGCUCAUACGUCCGUUCAGUGAAUUGGUAGUGUUUUAGUUAUGGUGUUUAGCGCCAUCUAUUGGCAAGUGGCGGGAAUGCGUUGGUGAUGGAAGCAGGUUUCAUACCGGCCGGCGCAGGCGGUGCCGCCGGGAGCGCCGCGCCGCCUGCCGUGGUGGCGCCACCGGCGAAUGUGAUUCGCGCACCGGGCUUGAAGAGAGGGAAGUUGGAAGAGGCGAUUUCUGAUCGGAUCAAGUUGGAGAGCGUGUUGGGGCUGACAGUCGGCAGCAAUGCGGCGCUCGACUGCGACCCCAACACCGAGGUGGUGGCUUAUCCUGCAGGAUGCACAGUGGUCCUGUACAACGUCAGGAAGAACAGGCAGUCCCACGUCCUCAAUGCAUCAAGGAAGAGCGUCACUUGUGUCGCCUUCUCUCCCGAUGGACGGUUCCUGGCUACGGGGGAAUGCGGACACGCACCCGCCGUGCGGGUGUGGGAUCUACAGGAUCCGACAGCGUCUGGUGCCGUACAAAUAGGGGAAUUCCCGGGUCACACGCAUGGAGUCAGCUGUGUGGCGUUUUCCACGUCGUCCAAGUAUCUAGUCUCGGUUGGGUCGCAGCACGACAUGAUCGUCAAUGUGUGGGACUGGCGAGCCAACCUGAAACUGGCCAGUAAUAAAGUGUCAUCUCGCGUGAAGGCUGUCAGUUUUUCUGAGAGCGGCAACUAUUUUGUUACCGUUGGCUUUAGGCAUGUCAAGUUUUGGUAUUUGGAGUACUCGAGAAGUGCUAAGUUCAAAGAACCAGUGCCUCUUAUGGGUCGGUCGGCCAUCUUGGGAGAGCAGAAAGACAACGAGUUCUGCGACGUAGUCUGUGGUCGAGGAGCGGCUAGUGAUAGCACGUAUGCCAUUACUAGAGGAGGGCUGCUGUGUGAAUUUAACAGCAGGAGGUUGCUGGACAAGUGGGUGGAGCUUAGGACGUCUUCAGCUAACUGCAUGGCCAUCGGUUCUAACUACAUCUUCGUUGGAUGCGCGGAAGGAAUCGUGCGAGUUUUCGCGCCGGAUUCACUGCGUUACGUCACCACGUUGCCCAGAACACAUUACUUAGGCGUAGAUGUCGCACAGGGAACAAAUAUCAGUCAUAUGUUCAACCAGCCUCCCAACGCGCGGUAUCCAGACGCGGUUGCUCUUACAUACGACGAACGAAACCACAAACUAACGUGUGUGUACAACGACCACAGCUUGUAUGUGUGGGACGUGAGAGAUAUCAAGCGGGUGGGCAAGUCGCACAGCGCGCUCUACCACUCCGCGUGCAUUUGGGGCGUGGACAUGGCCGGCGGGACUCCCCACCCCCCCGGGACCUUCCUCACUUGUUCCAGCGACGAUACAGUGCGUGCCUGGCGGCUACACCCGCCUCAGCCGCCGAAUAUUUACACCAAUGAGCUGUGCAAAGUGCUGUACAUUGACCCCGAGCUGAAGUUCCUUAAGGAUGUGGAUCUGACGGCGACGAAUGAGAAGGACAAAGCAAAGUCGUACGACGAUAAGACUGGCGUUCGAUGCGUCCGCGUAUCCCCGGACGGGCAGCACAUCGCGUCCGGCGACCGGGCCGGCAACAUCUGGGUGCAUUCCGCGUCCGGGGCCCUCUUACGGACGCUGGAGGCUCAUGACGCGGAGGUCCUGUGCCUGGAGUACGCCGCCUCGCCGCGCCUGCUGGCUUCCGCGUCGCGGGACCGGCUCAUACACGUGUUCCGCGCGGACCAGGGCUACCAGAUCCUGCAGACCCUGGACGAGCAUUCGUCGUCCAUCACAGCGGUGCGGUUUCUGAACGCGGGUGGCGGUUUGCAGAUGGUCUCAUGUGGCGCGGACAAGACUAUACUGUUCCGACAGCUUAGAACGACGUCCGACGGUAGUUACCAAUUCGCGCGGGGUCAGAACGUGUCGGGACGAACUACUCUAUACGAUAUGGAGGUGGACGCGGGAGGCAGGCAUAUACUCACCGCUUGUCAGGACCGCAAUGUCCGAGUGUACAGCGCAGUGCAGGGCAGACACACCAAAACGUUUAGAGGCACCACGGCUGAAGAUGGAACGCUUAUAAAGGUGGCGCUAGACAACAGCGGCAUCUACCUAGCCACCUCCAGCACAGACAAGAUACUCAGCGUGUAUGACUACUACUCUGGAGAGUGUAUGGCCACCAUGUAUGGUCACUCGGAGAUCGUCACGGGGCUCAAAUUCACUCCUGACUGCCAGCACUUAGUAUCAGCAUCAGGUGACGGCUGCAUCUUUGUGUGGCGAGUGCCCCAUGAUAUGGUGGUCACCAUGAGAGCCAGACUCGCUCAACAGGCUAUACGGCAGGGCAAGAAAGUACCAGCGUCCAACGGCAUGUCCGGUCUUGAGAGUGAAAGCGAAUCUCAUCUCGGAUCGCCACCGCGAGAGUUACCGUAUGAAGAGAAACAGUUCACCACUCCCGUGGUUCCUGAUUACACGUUAAGGAUAGGCCGCCUCCCGUCCUGGGCUAAGAAGAGUUUAGGCGACGAACUGGUCGCCCCAGAGACGCCGGCCCCCGAUCCCCCGGCCCGGGGCAAAUGGGCUACCAGGAUACACCCCACCGCAGAGAAACGCGAUUCGGACGGCUCUAAAGACAGCUCUUUAGACAGUGGCACGGAUACGCGGUACAUCGAGAAACGGCAACAGAGCGCUAAGCAGAGGCCGAAAUCGCUCAACUUGAGCCAGCUGCCACGAGUCGAGGCUCUGUUCCGCCAUUUUGACGCCACGAUGCGGAAAACUUAUGACAUUUUGACGAUAUCUCCGAGAGUUGAGAAGGUAACGAUAAAUUUGUCCAAAACACGGACUACGGAGAGUCGAACUCGGCACCACACGGACGAUUCUUCUCUCGGCAGCUUUAAGUAUGAGGACCAAGAGUCAACAGAGCACGAUGGCGACAUCGAAGACAUCUCUGACGGCGAGAGGACGUCAUCCUCCGAGCGGGGCAACCGGACCAUGUACUAUCCCGGGAACAACGAUGAGGACACGCCUGGGGAGUUCAUGGUGAACGCAAUGGACGCCGAAGAGCUCCGGCAGUCGGUGCGUCGCUCAAAACGCUGGCAGGCCACCGGCUCGCCGCGGCUCGAGCUCCCGCCCGGCGGCACCUCGCUGUCCGGCUCCGGACACGAUUCGGACGACGAUGAGGUGUCAACCCCGUCCGGUGACAACGCAGAACGCAAUCCCUUAUCAGGCUCGUGUGAGUCACUGGACACAGCAGGCCGCCGCGAGAAGUACAUCAAGUCGGCGUACGAUAGCUUGUGUGCUGACGGGGACAACGACCACAAUAUAGGCAACAACUCGCUGUCCUCCCAGCACUUGUCCCGCGCGCCGCCCGCGCCCGCGCGCGCCGCGCCCUCCCCCGCGCCCCGCACUCCGUCCAAGACGCAAGACCCUGAAGCGGCGAGGCGGAGGGAGGAGCUGCACAGGCGCAUACUGGAGACACGGCGGCAGCUGGAGAGCGUGGCAUUCCGUUCGAACCUCAAAUCGAGUCAGUCCACUCACGAUCUUUCAUACAUCCCAGAGAAAGACGGCUCGAAGCGCGCGCGACCCGUCUCCAUGGCCGUGCCGAGCAAUACGCGGCCUUAUGGUGAACGCCCGCAUGUUAACCCAUCCUCGAUCGCAGCGAGUCGCCAGACGUCCGAGGAGGAGGAGUCUUCUGGCAUGCGUCGGGCGAUAUCUCUCUCGGAUCUCGCCGUCAAACCGAUGCCGGCGCCAAGGACCCCGCAAGCCUCAUCGAAACCGGCCCAGCCGAGCCCGGGUUCGAACAAAUCGCCGAGCGGGUUCGCCCGGCCCGCGCCCCGGUAUAACGGCAAGUCGAACAUGACCAGGAGUUCGAGCGUCGGCGUGUUGAAUAACCAGAGCGAUUCGGAGUCAGACCCGCAGCCUUCCAGGCCUCAGGCCAGCAGUCGGACCCAAGGCCUGAUGAGGCCCACCAUCAGUUCCAUGAACAAAGCAGCCGCGAAUACCGCCAGGAGGCGAGGGCUAGCGAACGCUUAUAGCUCUGUGAGCUUGUCUACGGGCGGGCAAGAGGAAUCGAGUUCGGAAGCCGAGGAGAGAGGGGCGGAGAAACCGGCCGUCCCGCCCCGACCUAGGGCGGGGUCUGUGGACCAUACCCAGAGGAGGAUCGGCCGCAGCGGUAGCGAACGCGAUCUGUCCGCGAAAGCGAGAGAGGUGACCGCAAGACUGACGUCCAAUACGCGACAAAGCAGACCGCCUAAACAGGAGUCUACGCCGGACGCUAACUUGUCGUCAUCGCAACUUUGUUCAGCAUUAACGGAACAGCUGACCAAGACAGCGUGUAAAGUGGUCCAGUUGUACGCCUCCUUACAGAGGGAACCCGGGGCUGCCGCCGAUAUUAGUGGACUCGAAGCGGCGAUACUAGAAACGCAGAAAGUUUUAAAGAGCGCCGUGUCCAGACAAACACAAAAUGGCGACGCCUUGAGCAGCCUGUCGUCCACCGAAGGCGACUGUCGGCCUAACGUCGACUCCACGAGGAAGAAACUAGAGAACCUGGUCUCCAAAGAAGCGAACAACGCCGGGAAUCCAGCGAUGUCUCUCAUCGAGCAGUACUCAGAUAUCCUUCUAAACAUGAUGCAAAGCAAAAUGGUGAACCAAUUCUCUCAGAGCCCGCAGAGCUUGCCUCCCAACGCGAGAGAUGGCGCUGACAGCUAGUACAGCGACAAUCGGUAGCGUAUCGGUAGUUUUAUCGAUAGGUAUAUCGAUACUAUUGACGGCGAACCUCCCUAGACAGAGUAAUAACGUGGCAGUUGCGAUUCCGAGUGCUGACAGUUAUUACAGUGUCAAUCGGUAGCGUAUCGGUAGUUAUAUCGAUACUGUUGACAGCGAACCUCCUUAGACGAAGUAAGAACGUGACAGUUGUAAUUCCGAGCGCUUACAGGAUAGAAUAGUGUUGAUCGCUACCGAUCCGAAUACCGAAAACCACUUUUGUCGAUACUAUUGACGGCACUAUAAAAUGUUAUAAACGUGACGUUUAUAAUGAGAGUUUUCGCGAAUGAAAGAUCCGCUAGAUGGCGGGACGUGGAUGUGGGGUCUGACUGCUGCGUGAUUGGUGGAUUUUGACAUAUCUGUCAAUGUCAUGUCAAAAAUAACCAAUCAUGCAGCAUUUGGACCUCGCGUCUACGUAUUGCCAUCUGGCGGAUUUUUCAUUCGCGAAAACCCUCAUUGUAACGCUUCGUACCGCCGUAUUUGUGAAGUGAUUUUGAAAUUAAAACUUUCACUAAUGUUACUUUAGUCUAGGGGGUAAGAUUUUGUCGAGUCCAUAAUGGUUAUUGCAUUGUCUAAGGGUGUAUGUUAUGUCAUUGACUGAGUGCAAUACUAUAGAAAUGUCACUGUCACUGUCUUUCCUAUGCCAUUGUGAGUUAAUGAUAUUAUUUUGACAUAAAAAUGUUGAGAAUGGUAAUAAUGAAUCGAAGUUUUAUUAAAUAAUUUUCUUAAAAUACUUAACGAGUCGCAUUUUGAUAAGAAAAUUGAAUUUCUAGUAAUGAUUGAUAAAUAUUAUUGUGUAUUUUUUAAUACAUUUCAAUGUUAUA